CUUGUCUAAAGGACUCCUCAAUGUAUUUCAUUUUGUCAUUAAAAAAAAGCAAAAAUGGCUGAAUAGUGUCGAUACAAUUUAUUAUAUCUUGAUGAUGAGAUAAUUCCAUCUUGAAAAGAGAAGCCGCCCUCUAUUCAAAUUCCAGUUGUCUAAACUCUGGUUCUUGUCUUACUUGCAAUUGCAAGUUUUUUAGCACGUAGUGUCAAUAGUCUCCUUUUUUGUCCCACCGAAUAAAGAUUGAAUCCUUGUCUUUCACUGUUUUUGCCCGAGAGGUGGCCGAAAGUCUUUUUUCAACCAGGAGCAGCGGUACUAGGGUGUUGAGCUUGAGGACGAAGGAGUUUGAGAAGCUGACACCUAUCAUAUAAAUGUCUAACGUGGCAACCCAAAAGAGAGUACGUGUUAGGCUUAGACAGGACGAGUAUGGCAACCCCAUCCAACCCACUGACGAGCAUGGCAACCCGGUUGUGUUGACUGAUGAACAUGGCAACCCCGUGAGGUUCUUUGGCGUUGCAACUAAGGUCGGCACGACACUCGGGUCGCUGAUCUUUGGCAGUGGUGGUGAGGAUGGUGGUGGCCAUGGCGGUGAUUCUGAUGCUAAAGGUAGUUCAGGUGGUGGCAAUGGCGUCCGUGAGCAGGAGCUGAUGCCGGUCGAGGAGAAUGAAGAUGGCGGCUCAGGUACACAUGUUGGCUCGGCCACUUCAGGCUCUAGUCCGUCUGAGGAAGAACAACAAAGUGAGAAGAGGAAGAAGAAAGGACUGACUCAAAAGAUAAAAGAGAAGCUAACAGGAGGAAAGCACAAAGAAGAGCAGCCUCAACCUUCUUUCCCUCCGACCACGAAAAGAGAAGCUAACAGGAGGAAAGCACAAAGAAGAGCAGCCUCAACCUUCUUUCCCUCCGACCACGAUGACAACUACAACUGCCUCUCCGAUCACCACGAACAAAAUUCACCACGGAGAACCCGCCCAUAA
This is a messenger RNA of Cucurbita maxima (winter squash), 968 nucleotides long. RefSeq names its product late embryogenesis abundant protein-like. Bases 366 to 968 code for a protein of 200 amino acids. NCBI's taxonomy places the organism in Eukaryota, Viridiplantae, Streptophyta, Magnoliopsida, Cucurbitales, Cucurbitaceae. The record is from RefSeq and is a predicted model, not a curated record. Gene Ontology annotation, biological process: response to water. The transcript is spliced from 4 exons.